AUGGGUGGCGCGAGGAGAGUGUGGUUGGUCGACCGGGGUUGCAUCUUGUCGAUUCUCAGGAGCAGGUACACAGAACUUUACUGCCCCUGCAACUUCAAUGGACAAAUUGUUUUGUUGCAUACACAAGAGCCAGUUCGGCUGAUCCUCAGCCAGGCCAAUGAAGCAUGGGCGGUUUUCAGGUUCGUGACGGCGUGUAGGGCUUGA
Messenger RNA from Pyricularia pennisetigena, 204 nucleotides. RefSeq lists its product as uncharacterized. The coding region runs from base 1 to 204 and encodes 67 amino acids. Lineage: Eukaryota; Fungi; Ascomycota; Sordariomycetes; Magnaporthales; Pyriculariaceae. The record is from RefSeq and is a predicted model, not a curated record. The transcript has 2 exons.